AUGCAUCGCUCGGUUGCCAAGCUGCUCGCCUUGCUCCUAGCCACGGCCGUCUUCUCCGUCGUCGCCCAUGCGGCUGGCGCGAGCUGCUUGCCGCGCGAGAGGGACGCAUUGCUGGCCUUCAAGCAAGCCGCCAACGACACCUACGACGUCCUCGCCUCGUGGCAAAGACGGCACAAAGAUUGUUGCCGGUGGUGGGGCGUCACCUGCAGCAAGGAAACCGGCCAUGUGAUCGAGCUUGACUUUGGUUACACCCUUUUGGACGGCAAGAUAAGCCCUUCCCUGCUUUCUCUCGAGCAUCUGGAGUACCUAAAUCUCAACUCCACCAACCUACUUGGACCAGACGGUACUUCUUUGUUCCCAGAAUUCUUGUGUUCUCUAAGCAACUUGAGGCAUCUCGAUCUCUCAUGGACACUGUUCUCUGGUAGAUUGCCUGCUCAGCUUGCCAACCUUUCAAAUUUGGAGUACCUCGAUCUCUCAUAUACACAGUUCUCUGGUAGAUUGCCUGCUCAGCUUGCAAACCUUUCAAAUUUGGAGUACCUCGAUCUCUCAUAUACACAGUUCUCUGGUAGAUUGCCUGCUCAGCUUGCAAACCUUUCAAAUUUGGAGUAUCUGGAUCUCUCAUUCACAUCCCUGGACGGGUCUAAUGGUUUCAUUUCUUGUAAAAACUUGAGACAUCUCGGUCUCAGAGCCACACCAUUGUCUGGUAGACUACCUCCUCAGUUUUUCAUCCUUUCAAAGUUGGAGUAUCUCGACCUCUUCGAAACUAGCAUGUCGGGUAUACUGCCACCUCAGCUCGGAAACCUUUCAAACUUGCGACACCUUGACCUCGGUUACAUGCAAGAUAUACACAUAUCAGAUAUCUCAUGCAGCGCGGAUAUGUUUCUCGUGGCCAACACAAUCCCAUCUCUGAAAGCCCUUAUUCUUGUCAACUGCUCACUUCCAAAUGCAAACCAGUCGCUUACGCAUGUAAACCUCACAAAACUAGAGCAGCUUGAUCUCUCCAGUAAUUAUUUGGGCCACCGAAUUGAAACAUGUUGGUUCUGGAACCUAACAAGCAUCAAGGAACUAACACUCGAUUCAACCUAUCUUUAUGGUCCAUUCCCUGAUGUGCUAGGAGUGAAUUGUACUAUUUUGCAUUCACUCGCUCUCGGUUUGAACCAACUAAGUGGCCAGAUACCAACAUUGCCGAGAAGCCUCAGUGAAGUGGACCUGUCCAUGAACAGCUUGUCAGGACCUUUGCCAUCAGAUUUUGGAGCUCCAUACCUUACAGUACUAAGUCUAUCCUCCAAUUACAUCACUGGUUACGUUCCUAGAUCUAUCUGUGAGUUGCAAAACCUAAUUUUCUUGGAUUUGUCCCAGAAUAGGUUUGCGGGAGAAUUUCCCAGGUGUUCUUCGAUGCCAAACUUGGCAUUCCUGCACUUAAGUAACAAUAGCUUCUCCGGGAGUUUUCCUCCAUUGCUCCAAAACUGUGCAAACUUGUUUUCCCUUGAUCUUGCAAUGAACGAGUUCGAUGGAGCACUACCAGUAUGGAUCGGAGACCUAGUGAACUUGCGGUUUCUGCAGCUAAACCAUAACAUGUUCUAUGGGCAUAUUCCAGCUAACAUCACAAGUCUUGUACUACUUCAACUAUUCAGUUUGGCGAGCAAUAAUAUAUCAGGAUCAAUUCCGUCGUCCUUGUCUAAAUUAAUAGCUAUGACCCUGAAACAUCCGCCGAGACUUGAAUCAAUGUUGUUUAAAGGCACUCACGCGGUGGAUAUUUUGUCCGUUGUGAUGAUGAAGCAGCAAGAACUUAAGUUCAGGGGUGAUGCAGUUAUUAACAUGGUAAGCAUUGAUUUGUCACUCAACCACUUGACCGGUGAAAUUCCAGAUGAGAUAACUUCUCUGAACGGACUGUUGAGUUUGAAUUUAUCAUGGAAUCACCUGAGCCACAAAAUCCCUGUGAAGAUUGGGGAUAUGAAAUCACUGGAAUCACUCGACUUGUCAAGGAACAAUAUCUCUGGUGAAAUCCCAACAAGCCUCUCAGAUUUGACAUAUUUAAGCUCCUUGGACUUGUCAUACAACAAUCUUGCAGGAAGAAUUCCAACAGGCCGUCAACUGGACACUCUGUAUGCAGAAGAUCCGUCAAUGUAUGAUGGCAACAGUCGCCUUUGUGGGCCUCAUCUUCAAAGGAAUUGCUCAGGCAACAGUCCACUGGAGCGUAGGAAUCAGCAGAGAAGUGAAAAUGCUUAUGACCCAGUGAUGUUCUUCUACAUUGGGCUAACGUCCGGGUUUGUGGUCGGGCUCUGGCUUGUGUUCUGUGCUCUACUGUUCAAAAGGGCGUGGCGACAUGCCUAUUUUCGCCUCUUCGACAAGCUAUGUCACAAGGUGUACGUGUUUGUUAUUGUUAUUUGGGGCCGGAUAAACACCAAGGCGACUGCAAGUUGAGUGAUGUGCUAAUCGAGUAAUGCCGGUGGCACUCUAUUGCUCUGCUCCAUGGA
Triticum dicoccoides is the source of this 2477-nucleotide messenger RNA. RefSeq names its product LRR receptor-like serine/threonine-protein kinase EFR. Gene Ontology annotation, molecular function: protein binding. The transcript has 3 exons. The coding region runs from base 1 to 2424 and encodes 807 amino acids. NCBI's taxonomy places the organism in Eukaryota, Viridiplantae, Streptophyta, Magnoliopsida, Poales, Poaceae. The record is from RefSeq and is a predicted model, not a curated record.